AGGACGGAUCCGGUGACGACGACCAUCUUCGUUUGAUGGGCUUUUGAACUCACAGAAGCAACUCUAUUAAUCUCCUCUGUCAUCCACCUUGUCGACUUUACAUGUCCAAGAAUAACUCUAAUUACCCCCCCAAAAUGCCGAUGAUUCGCCUCAAAACGGCGUUCCCUUUGAUCGCCCUCUUCUCCAUCGGGUUUUUCUUCUGGUGCAUCGAACGCUUCGAUCGCGAUGCCCUCCUCCGCUUUAAGCACGUCGACCGCGUCUCUGGAUCGGGCUCCCCGCAGAUCCAGCUGCAACCUACACCCCCCACCGCGAAGACAUGCGACGUGGACCCCGGUCUCCUGCCUCCUCUGCCCAUGAGCGAAUGGCUUCCUCGCAAGAACUACACCCGUGCCUACUUCCGUCCUCACCAUGUGAGCCCCAAGACCGAGUUUAACUCGCUCGAGGAUAUUGAGAUCCCGGUGCUCCCUCCUAUGACCAUCAUGGAGCGCGGGAUGAUCGUGUCCCCCGAGAACGAGGACCCGCUGCCCUGCCCCCCUAUCAUCGAUGUCAACGUUGCUGCCGACCACGACGUGGACGAGACCGACAAGCUCCUGUUCGGUCUGGCCACCACGGCUGACCGUCUGGACCGCUUGCUUCCUUCUCUGCUAUACUCCUACGGAAACACCAAGGCCGGCAUCAUUGUGCUUGUUCCGGAGUCGGACGACGACAUCCCCAAGCAGGAGGCUUACUUCCGCAACCGUGGCUUGGACCUGACCUUGAUCCAGUCCCCUCUUGACUUCACUGCUCGUUACUUCGGCCUGGUGGACGCAUUCUCCGAGCACAUCAAGACCAAGCGCCCCCAGACCCAGUGGGUGAGCUUCAUCGACGACGAUACCUUCUUCCUGUCUCUGUCUACCAUCGCCGAGGAGCUGAAGCUUUUCGAUGUGAGCAAGAAGCACUACAUUGGCGCUUUGUCCGAGGCCAGCUGGCAGGUGGACACCUUCGGCCACAUUGCUUUCGGAGGUGCCGGUGUGUUCGUCUCCAAGCCUCUUCUCGAUGUUCUGAAGGAAUACUACGAUGAGUGCCAGUCGUGGGGCGAGCAGCCUGGUGACCAGAAGCUCGGUCAGUGCAUCCAGAGAUACGGAGACACCCCUCUUACCCUCUGGCCGUCGCUGUACCAGAUGGACAUGAAGGGCGAGGUUGACGGUGUCUACGAGUCUGGCCGCAAGAUUGAGUCUAUGCACCACUGGAACAGCUGGUACAGCAAGGACGUCGUGAAGAUGACCACUGUGGCCGCCGCGGCGGGUCGCCGGUCGGUUCUCCGCCGCUGGGUCUUUGACCAGGAGGAGAUUGUCAACAACGCGACCGGUCGCUCCACCCGCACGUUCUGGGUUUUCACCAACGGAUACUCGCUCGUCAAGUACACCUACGACGAGAACACCCCCGAUGAUGCGAUCAACUUUGACCACACGGAGAAGACCUGGGAGGAGGACCCCCGUGGCUACGAGGCGCGCCUGGGACCCCUGCGUGAAAGGGACCAGGAGGGCGUCACCAAGGAUCGUUGGUUGUUGCACGAGGCCUUCGUGGUUGGCGAUAACGUGCACCAGUGGUAUGUGCGUGAAGAAGAUGAAGGCCACAGCGUGAUCGAAAUUGUCUGGCUCGGUCCCAAGGGUGGCGGUGGUGCCGGGAUUCGCGAUUUUGGUGUCCGGAAACAGCACCACUAGACCCUUCCACUCUUCAAAUGAAAGACCACGCGACCGAGACUGAGGCUGGCCCUUGGGAUC
Messenger RNA from Aspergillus heteromorphus CBS 117.55, 1763 nucleotides. It is a transcript of the gene gfsA, whose product is annotated as glycosyltransferase family 31 protein. The coding region runs from base 102 to 1703 and encodes 533 amino acids. The record is from RefSeq and is a predicted model, not a curated record. Gene Ontology annotation, molecular function: acetylglucosaminyltransferase activity. Lineage: Eukaryota; Fungi; Ascomycota; Eurotiomycetes; Eurotiales; Aspergillaceae. The transcript has a single exon.